AUGAGUGAAGACGUCUCAGCUUUCUUGGCUAGCAAAAAAGAGGAAGACCCAGCAGAAGAAGUCGAAAAUCCAGAAGAAGAAGUCAAAGGAGACUGGAAAGCUGUUGACCUUCCUGAAGUCGAAGUCGUCACCGGCGAAGAGAACACAGACCUUAUCUUCAAAACCCGUGGCAAGCUUUACAGAUGGGCUGAAGAGCAAUGGAAAGAGCGAGGAACAGGCGACGUCAAGCUUAUUCGUAACAAAGAAACCAAAAGAGUAAGUCUUGUAAUGAGACAAGAUAACACCAAAAAAGUAGUCGCAAACUUCAUAUUAGAAGAAGAGCCUCUUUGCAACUUGGUACCGCACGCUGGAAGUGAUAAAGCCUGGCUGUGGAUUGCCCACGACUUCAGUGAAGGCGAGCGCCAGAGAACAAAAUUCGCGAUGAGACUGGGGACACCAGAAAAAUCCCAGGAGUUUAAGAAAGCUUUUGACGAUGCCAGACAUUUCAACCAUUGUGUUAGAAGUGGAUUAGAGUGUGCUGAAGCACCAGUUAUCGUGGAAGAAGCUACUAAUUAA
Blepharisma stoltei is the source of this 555-nucleotide messenger RNA. Lineage: Eukaryota; Ciliophora; Heterotrichea; Heterotrichida; Blepharismidae. The record is from the annotation of a GenBank genome assembly.